Anguilla anguilla (European eel) is the source of this 3268-nucleotide messenger RNA. RefSeq names its product nuclear receptor subfamily 4 group A member 2. The transcript has 8 exons. The record is from RefSeq and is a predicted model, not a curated record. Gene Ontology annotation, cellular component: transcription regulator complex; nucleus. Lineage: Eukaryota; Metazoa; Chordata; Actinopteri; Anguilliformes; Anguillidae. Gene Ontology annotation, biological process: central nervous system neuron differentiation; cellular response to corticotropin-releasing hormone stimulus; dopaminergic neuron differentiation. Gene Ontology annotation, molecular function: nuclear glucocorticoid receptor binding; RNA polymerase II cis-regulatory region sequence-specific DNA binding; nuclear receptor activity. The coding region runs from base 271 to 2067 and encodes 598 amino acids.
GCUCUCGCGGCGUACAGUGCUGAACGAAAGCCGCUCUUUCUCCGUUCUUAACUAUUGAACCUUGGCUUAUGGUCUCGGACAUUUUCUUGACUUAAACACAGUAAUACUACAUACGUCUUCUCUGGAUGGAUAGACAACGGCAUAACCGGUGACAAUAUAAGAGGGAGAUUUCAGAAGAAAGCUGUUAUCGUGUAGUAAGAUCUUCUAACAACACCCGAAACAUUGUCAAUUUCAAGUGUCACCGAGAAACACCGCCACUCUACUGAAGCCAUGCCCUGCGUUCAGGCUCAGUAUGGGUCAUCACCACAAGGAGCCAGCCCUGCUUCUCAGAGUUACAGCUACCACACCGCUGGAGAGUAUAGCUGUGACUUCCUAACGCCAGAGUUUGUUAAGUUUAGUAUGGACUUGACCAACACUGAGAUCACAGCCACGACUUCUCUCCCCAGUUUCAGCACGUUCAUGGACAACUACAACACCAGUUACGACGUUAAGCCUCCCUGUCUAUACCAAAUGCCCCAUUCUGGAGAGCAGUCCUCCAUCAAGGUAGAGGACAUCCAGAUGCACAGCUACCACCAGCAGCAUCUGCCACAUCAGUCUGAAGAGAUGUUAUCCCACUCCGGUUCAAUGUACUACAAGCCCUCCUCUCCACACACUCCGACAACGCCAAACUUCCAGGUUCAGCCUAAUCACAUGUGGGACGAUCCUGGUUCCCUUCACAGUUUCCAUCAGAACUAUGUGGCGACCACUCACAUGAUUGAUCAACGCAAGAAUCCCGUGUCCAGGCUUUCGUUGUUCUCCUUCAAGCAGUCGCCUCCCGGUACGCCUGUCUCGAGCUGUCAGAUGAGGUUCGACGGUCCUCUUCACGUAUCCAUGAACCCCGACACCCCAGGAUCUCAUCGCUCUUUGGAGAGCCAAAGCUUCGCUGUACCCAGCGCGAUCAGGAAACAGGCAGGCUUAGGCUUCCCCCAUUCCCUUCAGCUCAGCCAUGGUCAUCAGUUGAUGGACAGCCAGGUUUCAUCGCCUCCCUCAAGAGGAUCUCCGUCCAGCGAGGGUCUGUGCGCCGUUUGCGGGGACAACGCUGCUUGCCAGCAUUAUGGAGUGCGCACGUGUGAAGGCUGCAAAGGAUUUUUUAAGCGCACUGUUCAGAAAAACGCUAAAUACGUGUGUUUAGCAAACAAAAACUGUCCUGUUGAUAAACGCCGCAGAAAUCGAUGCCAGUACUGCCGUUUCCAAAAGUGCCUUGUUGUCGGGAUGGUAAAAGAAGUCGUUCGGACCGCCAGUCUGAAAGGAAGAAGAGGCCGUCUGCCCUCCAAACCGAAGAGCCCACAAGAACCCCCACCACCGUCGCCGCCCGUCAGUCUCAUAAGUGCUCUGGUGAGGGCCCAUGUGGACUCAAACCCUUCCAUGUCAGGCCUGGACUACGCCAGAUUUCAGGCUAACCCUGACUACCAAAUGACUGGAGACGACACUCAUCACAUCCAGCAAUUCUACGAUCUUCUGACGGGCUCCAUGGAGAUUAUCCGAGGCUGGGCGGAGAAGAUCCCGGGUUUUGCCGAUCUUCCCAAGCAGGAUCAAGAUCUCCUCUUUGAGUCUGCUUUCUUGGAACUUUUUGUUCUGCGCUUGGCGUACAGGUCCAACCCAGUGGAAGGCAAACUCAUUUUUUGCAAUGGGGUGGUCUUGCACAGGCUCCAGUGCGUCCGCGGGUUCGGAGAAUGGAUCGACUCAAUAGUGGAAUUUUCUUCCAACCUUCAGAGCAUGAAUAUAGACAUAUCAGCCUUCUCGUGCAUAGCUGCCCUCGCCAUGGUAACAGAGAGACAUGGACUAAAGGAACCUAAGAGGGUAGAAGACCUUCAAAACAAGAUUGUAAAUUGUCUGAAAGAUCAAGUGACGUUUAAUGGCGGAGGCUUGAAUCGUCCAAACUACUUAUCAAAACUUUUGGGAAAGCUCCCCGAACUUCGUACCUUGUGUACGCAAGGUCUGCAGCGUAUAUUCUACUUAAAACUCGAAGACUUGGUACCUCCACCAGCAAUAAUCGACAAACUGUUCCUAGACACACUACCUUUUUAAAAAAGUUGACAGAGACCUUUCCGUGCGACCUCAAAUAACUUCUGACUCUGCCUGCAUCCACCGGGGACGGGACUCUUUUUGGGUCAGCGCAGUUCUGCUCCUGAAACAUUUCAAGCGCUGUCUUUCUAGUUGUCCUUUAGAUUCUGGUCAAGGAUGCGAAACAUUAAAAGAAGAAAGGGAGGGGGAGAGAGAAAGAGAGCAAAUAAGGAAACACUAUAUGUUAUUUAUGUUUUUUAAUUGUUUAUUGAAAUAUUUUGAGAAAAUUAACGACCUCUUUUCGAGGGAGAAACUGUUCGCCAAUGCUUUACUUAACUUUUUGGUGGGACUGUUCUUGGAAAAAGUCAAAAGAAAAAAAAUACGCAAUUGCGCCAAUUACUGUCAACUAAAUUAUCUGCUGUAUGGAAAACAUCCUAUAAUGUAAUAUACUCGAUUUAUAUACAUACAUAUAUAUGCGUAUAUAAUACAUUUAUGUGAUGCGUCCGAUGCGCCAGUUCAUAAGAGUGUGUAUAAAGCUCGUGAAUGGCAAAGUUCCGUUUUGCUUUUAUAUUAUGUGCUUAACUGUUUCUGUCAAGAUUACAGAAGGAUGGGGUUAUUUCAAAACGCAUGUUGUAGGCUAUCUAUAGGCAAUUGCUGUCGAGGUGAUGUCUAUAUUAUACAUUAUAUUCCGGACACUAUGUAGUCUGAUAGAUUUUUCUAAAAAAUAAGAAUUCGUAGUAUUGGGAUAACUUUUAAUUAAGGCACAUGUGGACAACAAAAUAUCUCAUCUGUAUAGGUAAAAAGGGACCCAUAGUGUUUGUAAAGCUGUCAUACAUUCCUUGUUUGUAUGUGCUGUAGGUAUUGUUGCUGUUGAAUAUAAAGUAUAUUUUUGUUGCUACAUUUGCAUGCUACAGGUUAAAUAAUUUCCAGAGCAUCAUGAUUCACGGAUAACGUUCCAGCACUAUGACUUUAUUUUAUGUCUUAAAGAGGACUGGGCAUCUAUAUAAUUAUCAUUUAAUUUCUGGGUGUUUUUUUUUCUUUUUUCUUCGAAUUACCAAUACGUCCUAAGUGUAUAUUUCUGAUAGAUGUGUGCGGUACAUAACGCCUCCCACUGCCUUUUAUAUGAUGUAACUGAGUAUUGCAAUGCAUUCCGUGCCGAUACCGAAAAAAAUCUCUCUUUGAGAAAGAAAUAUUUAAUGUUUACAAAUAAACCUGUUAAAUUAUU